Molecule: messenger RNA, 2208 nt
Organism: Anthostomella pinea
Lineage: Eukaryota; Fungi; Ascomycota; Sordariomycetes; Xylariales; Xylariaceae
Source: the annotation of a GenBank genome assembly
AUGGAUUCGGCCUCGCCCACCACGACCAGUUCGACGAACAGAGGGGGCCGUCCCAAAGACUGGACAGAGGAUCGGAGUCGGAGACUUGUCCGACUUUACGUCUAUACCAGGCUGCCCUUUGACAACAUCCUGAGUCUUCUGGGUAAUGAAGUUUGGAAGCCUGGCAAGGAUGCUGCCAAUAAGAUCAAGAACAACCUUCUUGGAAACGAUCCUCGAUGGAUGCGCCCCAAAGAUGAGGAGGACGAGAAGAGGCGUAUUGCUGGACUGAAGAACAGCCGCCGCGCCAAGCACUGUCCGCGGCGGCCAGCUCAGCAUGCCGCAAGGAGUCCCGAUGAACCGUUAUAUCCCAAAGAGGAAUCUCUUGACGGCAUCACCCUCGCUUAUUCUGACUAUCCGUCGUUCGAGCCGGUAGACGAUUCGCCAAUUGACCCAUCCGUAUACGGGACAGCUGCCACACACUUCAGUCCCGAUCAGGACUCUUUCCCCUCGGCCUACGAUGAGAUGGCAAUGCCCCGGUUUGCGCCUUGGCUCCUCAGUCGCCGCAAUGCCUCUAGACAGGGGACUGGUCUGACCAAUUCCACUGAUAUCAGCAUGAGUAACAGCAUACGACAGAAGCUUUCAUCUGUGACCCCGAGACAAGCCAAGAACGCUCUUCGGAUCUUGAAACAGUACACUUUCCCAACCAAUACCGACGCCAACCAAUCAUCAACCUUUUCGCCGGGCGCUUUUCCAGACAUUCAGUUCCGACCACGCUCAGAGCAGUUCUACCCCGCCGACGUCUCGGUCAUCGGGCAUGAGCGCGACUCUAAACAUGCAGUCCCCGGCGACUUCCUGAAUAUCGAACUGUUUGCACAAGGACGCCUAUGCACUGCCGGAUUAUUUGCUCACGAUGGUGGAAGUUGCUGGUGCAGGACUCGUGAUCAAGUCCAGCCGACACAGGCUAUAUGGACAAGGCUCGGUAAUCUUCUCGACAUUUCGAACCCAAACCUCGCUGUGAAAGACGCGUUUGGCAACACAGUGUUCCAUUAUCUUGCCACCGAAGGCUAUCAGGAUUCGUUCUUACACCUCGUCGGCGAAGCCUUAAUGCGAUCAAAUUUGCCGGUUUAUGAUGCAAACACAGCCGGCCAAACGUUCCUACACGUGCUUCAUCAGUCCUGGUACCAAGAGGGAUCCCGGUUAGACCAUCUUCUCGAGGCAAUCAGAAGCACUGAGUUCAACGUGCUCGCGACCGAUGUCUAUGGGCGUAGCUUCUUCCACGUGCUGCGACGAAACAUGACGGAUUCGGCACGCUUUCCACGUCUUGCCUUCGAUCUCAAUCUGCUGAACCGCCGCGAUGCGUUCGGGGAGAAGCCGAUGGCUGCUCGAGCCUCGAGACAAGACUACGACGCCAAUCAGCUCCAUACAAUGCUCCGUGUCGAUACCACGAACGCAAUUAACCACGGCCAGGGGAACAGCACACAACGUACAACCAGGGUCCCGUUUGACAGCAGAGAAGAUUCGCAGCUCGCUUCCCAUUGUGAGCUUUUGAAGGUUGUCACCAGCGCUAUGAGCGCUGAUCUCCCAAAUCCAUCAAUAGAAGAUGCAAGCGGGAGGAAUGGGUUCCACUGUCUUGCCGAAGCCAAACUAGACCUUGGGCCCUCCCGAACUUCAAGUGCCGGCUCGAAACAGCCGAAAAAACGCAAGUUCAGUGGAGAGGAAGAUUUGCCGCAAAGCCCCCGGGCAAAACAUCCUAGCCCCCGACUGCAGUAUCUGGAAGGACUGCUAUUCUACAAAGUCGAUGUCAAUCAUUAUGACAAGGACGGACGCACCCCUCUGAUGGCCUUUGUUCUCCACGGGCGCGACGAGUUCCGAUGGGAGAAGGAGGAGACUGAGAACAUCAUCCAGAGACUCGUCAAGUCGGGCGCCAAAAUCGAGGCACGGAACCGCCAAGGGGAGACAGCUCUCCAUCUCUCCGCGAGAUCCGGCCAGAAACUAGCCCUGAAAGUUCUGCUGGACUUGGGCGCCAACCCUCACGUGCGCAAUGCCCGAGGAUUGAGUGUGCUAGAGGUCUUGGACGCGUUGUACUACACCACCGAUAAGGAUGGGCUGUUCAAUGCACGGCUCGAGGCUUGUCGUGCCAUACUCACUGGACGUGCUGACGAGCCUGCGGUCCAGGGCCCUACUGUCCUGCAGGAAUGGGCGACGAGCAGACAAGCAAUCUCUACUUAG